AUGUCGGCCACCCAGGAGCAGCCGACAACGAAGAAGUUCGGGAAGGGGGAGAGGACCAUCCCGGCCGCGAGCCAGAAGGCCUCCAAGUAUUAUCCUACGGAUGAUGACCCGAAGCCGAAGCAGGUCCGCAAAACCAUCCGCCCGACCAAACUCCGCCAAUCCCUCCAACCCGGCACCGUCCUCAUCCUCUUGGCUGGCCGCUUCCGGGGCAAGCGCGUGGUCCUCCUCAAGCACCUCGGCCAGGGUGUGCUGCUCGUGACCGGUCCCUUCAAAGUCAACGGCGUUCCUCUGCGCAGAGUGAAUGCCCGGUACGUCAUUGCGACCCAGACGAGAGUGGACUUGAAGGGCGUGGUGGACGAGAAGGUUCUGGAGAAGGUCAGCGUUGAGGGAUACUUCACCGCCGAUAAGGAAUCGAACAAGGCCGGCGAGGAUGCCUUCUUCAAGCAGGGAGAGAAGCCAGCGCCCAAGCAGGUCAGCAGCGGCCGCGCGGAAGACCAGAAAGCCGUCGACCAGAAACUGCUAGCAGCCCUGAAGAAGACCCCGAUGCUCAUCGACCUUCUCGGAUCGACAUUCAGCCUCCGCAAGGGUGACCGACCGCACGAGAUGGUGUUCUAA
Molecule: messenger RNA, 615 nt
Organism: Eremomyces bilateralis CBS 781.70
Lineage: Eukaryota; Fungi; Ascomycota; Dothideomycetes; Eremomycetales; Eremomycetaceae
Product: 60S ribosomal protein L6-B
Exons: 3
Coding region: 1-615 (204 amino acids)
Biological process (GO): cytoplasmic translation; ribosomal large subunit assembly
Cellular component (GO): cytosolic large ribosomal subunit; ribosome
Molecular function (GO): RNA binding; structural constituent of ribosome
Source: RefSeq, a predicted model, not a curated record